AUGGCGAAUGACGGCCUAGGUCCAUCCAUAGACCAAGGCGGAUCGUCCUACAGCGGGAAUGUCACCGUGCAUGGAGGACCCUUCCACCAAGGCAAUAUCGUCAACAUCCAGCAGACGGCCGACCAAUGCCUCAUCGACCUCCGCGUCACUGACCCGCGCCGUGACAAGAAGCGCGUCCAGGACACCAAGGGCGGCCUGCUCGCGGACUCGUACGUCUGGGUGCUCGGCAAUCCUGACUUCCGCCAAUGGCGCGACCACGAGUACCAGCGGCUGCUCUGGGUCAAGGGCGACCCGGGAAAGGGCAAGACCAUGCUCCUCUACGGCAUCAUUGACGAACUGGAGAAAUUACCGGCCGAGGGAAGGCGUCUCUCUUACUUUUUCUGCCAAGCCGCCAUUGAGUGCAUCAACACCACGACGGCCGUCCUGUGCGGUCUCAUCUUUAUGCUUCUCGACCAAAACGUCUCCCUUGUAUUGUAUAUCAAGAAGAAGUACGAUGUCGCUGGCGAGAGGCUGUUCCAGGGCGAUAAUGCUUGGUAUGCGUUAUCCGAGAUCUUCACGAACAUGCUAUCUCGACUGGAGGGAUUCGAUCCUCGUUUUGAGGACAACUGCCUUCUCGCGACGGCCAAGCCUAUGGGAAGCUUGGAAGUUCCCAUUGUCGGAAGCAGCGACUUCCAAGCCGUCUCGAUAAUGUUGCAGAAAGAGCACUGCGCCCCUCGAUCCAGCCAAAGCAACUAUUCACGGUGCUCAAGGUGCUCGAUGUGUACAUGA
Molecule: messenger RNA, 768 nt
Organism: Anthostomella pinea
Lineage: Eukaryota; Fungi; Ascomycota; Sordariomycetes; Xylariales; Xylariaceae
Source: the annotation of a GenBank genome assembly